AUGGACACGGCCACAGAGGAGAUCCACUUACCGGAGCGCCGGAUCCUCAAAGGCGCUCACUUGCUCAACGACGGGGCCUUCGAGUAUGGUUGCAAGGACUUGACGGUCAGGACGGUGCAACGUUUUCGGGGCAUCGCCGCCGGGUGGACGGUCAUCGUGCGGGGCCUCAAGAAUGAACUCAAGGCCGCGGAUCGGUUCUUGUGCGGAGGCUGCGACGGCGGCGCCAAAGUUAGCCCGAAGCUGUGGGUGCCCGGUGACGAGGAGGAGAUCGAGCAGGCAUGGUGCGACCUUUGGGAGCUGUUCGAGGAGUCGAGGUGGCUAUGUGCGAGGCCGGAGACGUGGUCUACAAAGUUUGGCGCGAGCAUGAGAGAGCUGCUCCCGAUCAGGGAACGACUGGCCUUACCAGGCGAGUGGGAGGCCGGCACCAUUUUCGUGUCAUCGGAUGCGACCAAGGUUAUGAUCGCCGCCAUCGACUGGACCACUGGAGUGGUGAUGCGGAUGAAAGCAAAGGCGGCAGCCGAGUGGGUGCAGCGAUGCGGCGAGGACGAGGAGGUGGCCAUCCACGUCGCGGAGAUGCUAUCGUUCCUCGCCUUUGCGUGCAAGGUCGGGGAGUUCUGGAAGGGCAAAGUCGUCAUCUACGGCGGGGACAAUAAGAUCGUGAAGGAGUGGAUCACCGGCCGAAAGGCCGGAACCCGUGUGGGCCGCAUGCUGGUGAGGGUUAUGAACCUGCUGGAGAUGCGCUUCCGUUUCGCAUUGGUGGCUACCUGGUGGCGUACGUUCCACAAUAUCCACGCGGACUUCCUGACCAGGUGCUCCGAUGCGGAGUUCCAGGCCAUCGUGGAGGAGAAAGGGUGGGCCGUCGUCGAUGUGACCAAUGCCCUUCGUCAGGCUCUCGUCGACUCCGAGCGCUUCGGCCCGUGUUUGCUUGCCUGGGGCGAAGAGGAUAGAAGAGUGCUUAUGCAACUGAAAGAGAGGAGGCUGCGGCGGGCAGUGCCCCACACCAUCAGCCCGACGUGGGGUGAGUUCUGUGCAGUGGAGCUGUGUGGAUCCGGACGUGUCGUCAAGGACUUCGUCAAUGCGGUGGAGGCCGUUGGGGGCUGCUGCCGUUCGGCUCCUUGGUCUGGUGCUGUGCUACGGGAUGAGGUCGUCUUCGCGUCCCUGCCUCCGGAUGUCCAUGCGAAGACGGUGGUGGCGGUCUGUACGGCCGCGAUCGAGGGGCCGGCCCGGUUCGUUGUGAUCGAAGGGCCUCGUCAAGUUGCCUGGGAACAGGCGGCGAAGGUUUUCGAGCGGGCCAUGUGGGACAACGAGACCCAGGAGUUCCUCACCACCGAGUUCGGGGAGAUCGCUGUGAGGCGGAGGAAAUGGUAG
Molecule: messenger RNA, 1368 nt
Organism: Symbiodinium necroappetens
Lineage: Eukaryota; Dinophyceae; Suessiales; Symbiodiniaceae
Source: the annotation of a GenBank genome assembly